ACUUUGAUGCUGUGGGCACGCCUCAAAGCUAGAAGUUUAUGGCACCCACCUGCUCAAUCUGACAGGAAGCGUCUGCUCCCCACUUCUCCCCAGCCACUGUGGUCUAGAGAUUCCAGGAAACCUCGGUUCCCUGUGACCUCAUGGUGUGCUCUGUUCUCCACCCUAGGGACCAGAAGGAGCCAGGAGUAAAGAACUGGUUUACUUGGCCGCCGCUGGGAAAUUCUGGGUAAUUCAAGACGCCCUGGAAUUUGGACCCACUCCGCUGAUAGGUGGUGGCCAGGGUUCUAGGGAGCACAGGAGGCGGAGCCAGGUGGCUUCCCUGUGCUGGCAUUCCUCUCUCUCUCUCUCUCUCUCUCUCUGCCUUGCAGCCCUUUCACUCUGCGAUUCGUGUGUGACUCGAUUUCAGGGAAACGGAAUUCGCGUGGUCUGAGAAGGAGGCCGGAGUGGACGGGCUGGGGAAGGCACCGUGAUGCCCUCAACCCCGUCCCUGAAGGUGGUCCACGAGCUGCCCGCCUGUACCCUCUGUGUGGGGCCGCUGGAGGAUGCGGUGACCGCUCCCUGUGGACACACCUUCUGCCGGCUCUGCCUCCCCACGCUCUCCCAGAUGGGGGCCCAGUCCUCGGGCAAGAUCCUGCUCUGCCCGCUCUGCCAAGAGGAGGAGCAGGCAGAGACUCCCAUGGCCCCUGUGCCCCUGGGCCCGCUGGGAGAGACUUACUGCGAGGAGCACGGGGAGAAGAUCUACUUCUUCUGCGAGAACGACGCCGAGUUCCUCUGUGUGUUCUGCAGAGAAGGUCCCACCCACCAGGCGCACACCGUGGGAUUCCUGGACGAAGCCAUUCAGCCCUACCGGGAUCGUCUCAGGAGUCGACUGGAAGCUCUGAGCAUGGAGAGAGAUGAGAUUGAGGAUGUAAAGUGUCGAGAAGACCAGAAGCUUCAAGUGCUGCUGACUCAGAUUGAAAACAAGAAGCAUCAGGUGGAAGCAGCUUUUGAGAGGCUGCAGCAGGAGCUGGAGCAACAGCGGUGUCUCCUGCUGGCCAGGCUGCGGGAGCUGGAACAGCAGAUUUGGAAGGAGAGGGAUGAAUAUAUCACAAAGGUCUCUGAGGAAGUCACCCGGCUUGGAGCCCAGGUCAAGGAGCUGGAGGAGAAGUGUCAGCAGCCAGCAAGUGAGCUUCUACAAGACGUCAGAGUCAACCAGAGCAGGUGUGAGAUGAACACUUUUGUGAGUCCUGAGGCCAUCUCUCCUGACCUUGUCAAGAAGAUCCGUGAUUUCCACAGGAAAAUACUCACCCUCCCAGAGAUGAUGAGGAUGUUCUCAGAAAACUUGGCGCAUCAUCUGGAAAUAGAUUCAGGGGUCAUCACUCUGGACCCUCAGACCGCCAGCCGGAGCCUGGUUCUUUCAGAAGAUAGGAAGUCAGUGAGGUACACCCGGCAGAAGAAGAACCUGCCAGACAGCCCCCUGCGCUUCGACGGCCUCCCGGCGGUGCUGGGCUUCCCAGGUUUCUCCUCGGGGCGCCACCGCUGGCAGGUUGACCUGCAGCUCGGCGACGGCGGCGGCUGCACGGUGGGGGUGGCCGGGGAGGGGGUGAGGAGGAAGGGGGAGAUGGGCCUUAGCGCCGAGGACGGCGUCUGGGCCGUGAUCAUCUCGCACCAGCAGUGCUGGGCCAGCACCUCCCCGGGCACCGACCUGCCGCUGAGCGAGAUCCCGCGCUAUGUGGGCGUCGCCCUGGACUACGAGGCCGGACAGGUGACCCUCCUCAACGCCCAGACCCAGGAGCCCAUCUUCACCUUCGCUGCCUCUUUCUCCGGCAAAGUCUUUCCUUUCUUUGCCGUCUGGAAAAAGGGUUCCUGCCUUACCCUGAAAGGCUGAAGUGGGGCGCGCGAAGGGCGGCGAAGCGGAGACAGCGGCUCCCUGGGAUCCAGCUCCGCCCUUGGCCAGCGCGCGGCCCGCAUGAGGCGAAAGGACACGGGCUUGAGUCUCGAACAGCGGUUGUUUAUACUUUAUUUAUCUUAGGCCCUCAGCUCCCUGACGUCCUGAGCCUCUCUGUGACGCUCCGGCCUUCUCUGCACCUCCGAGUGCAGAACCACAGGCGGGCUCAGCUGUGCCUAGGGCAACAGCCAACCUAGGAGCCAGCGGGCUUUCGGGGAAAAAACAGAAAAAGAGAUCUAAAAUAAAAUGUUUAAACUGUUUCAAAAUAAUCAUCGUGGGAAA
Mandrillus leucophaeus (drill) is the source of this 2209-nucleotide messenger RNA. RefSeq names its product tripartite motif containing 15 (gene TRIM15). The transcript has 7 exons. The record is from RefSeq and is a predicted model, not a curated record. Gene Ontology annotation, molecular function: protein binding; zinc ion binding. Lineage: Eukaryota; Metazoa; Chordata; Mammalia; Primates; Cercopithecidae. Bases 470 to 1867 code for a protein of 465 amino acids.